ACCUCGAGGAUGAUUAAACAAUGUUUGUGGAUUGUAUUUUUGUGGAGGGUGGCGUACUCCAGUCCUCAGUGUUCUGUGACUGAAGUAAAGAGUCUGCUAGAGGGUUGUGAGCGGCUUACAGGGUUGAAUAUAACCGCCGUAGGCGGCACCAUAGUUAAUGAUCAUAACUGUGAUGUCCUUCUUCCGAAACAAGUGUUCUUUGAGGAGCCGCUGUUCCAGUACCAGUUGGCUGAUUCGAAAAAGUUCUACACUUUGAUCAUGGUUGACCCAGAUGCUCCACCCCAGAUAGAUGGCGAGUUUUAUCUUCAUAUGGUAAAAUCUAACAUACCGGGCCUGGCAUUGAAAGCUAAAGAGAGUAGCAAAACAGUUGGUAUAGAUUACAGAGGGUACAAGUCGCCAGCGCCACCUCGCGGUUCAGGCCCGCACCGCUACGUCAUCCUACUAUAUGAACAGGCUGACGGCAACAGUUUCCUACCCUCAGUACCUUCGUCACGCCACAGAUUCUCACUCGCCAAGUGGCUCGUCGGUAAAAAUAUCUGUGGACCAGUUGCUGGAAUGGAAUUCAAGACUGAAUACUAGAUGGCGUUAGCUGUCUCGAAUGAGUUUAAUUUCAACUGGACUGACAAGAAAUAUUAUGUUUUCCUUUUGAAUUUAAUAUAAUGUGUUCUUAUAUACGUAUAUUAAACGUAUGAUAAGAAAAUCUAGGCGUAUUCCUAGUGUCUAGAAUAGUGCCUAUAUAAAAUACGCACAAGAUUUUUGUUAUUUAAGGUGUAAUAAAGUAUAUUUUAGUAUCAAUUUAUUUAUAGUUUCCAUGUUUAAAAUGGUAUCAUUUGAAAUCAUAAAUGUAUAUUAGAAACGCUUUGAAAUUAAAAACAAAUGAGUUGCGUGAAUAAAAUUA
This is a messenger RNA of Spodoptera litura, 898 nucleotides long. RefSeq names its product protein D2. The record is from RefSeq and is a predicted model, not a curated record. NCBI's taxonomy places the organism in Eukaryota, Metazoa, Arthropoda, Insecta, Lepidoptera, Noctuidae.